AUGGCAUGGAGGGAGCAGUUGAAAAGAGAAGAGCGGUUGGAAUAUUGGGGGAAAAAAUGGGUAGAGACUUGGGCUGUCUCAAAUUUGGGGAAAGAAAUGGCUAUGGAAUACGAUCAACAAGAAGAAAGCAUUAUGCAACCACCGACCGUCCACCAACCAAGUAUGCUGUGUGAAUCAUCUGCAAAUUCUUCACAAGGACUUUACACUCCUCAGGUUAAGAAUGACCUUAUACCGAAAAUUAACCAAGAGUUUGACAAUUUAGAGAAAGCUAAGGUAUUUUACAACCGUUAUGCUAAAGAAGGUGGUUUUAGUACCCGAUCACAUUCUAGUAGAAAGAGUACAGCCGAUGUAAAUGUAAUCGUUAGGAAGGAGUUUUGUUGUUUCAAACAAGGGUUGAAGGUUCAAAAAAGUACUCCAAACAAACGGCGUCGAGGGAUAACUAGAGAGAAUUGUCGUGCAAAAUUGGCCGUUGUGAGGAAGGGUGAAAAAUAUGUUGUGUCCCAAUUUUUCGAAGGUCAUAAUCACCCACUUGCGUCUCUGAGGAGGGCACAUUUGCUUCCAUCCCAUCGUAAGGUGUCAGCUGCCAAAAAAGCUUUAAUAGAACAACUGUCAGCAGCAAAUGUGCCAACUUGUCAACAAAUGACUAUAUUUGAGUUGGAAUCGGGAGGUCUUGAAAAUGUUGGUUGCUCACAACAAGAUUUGUAUAAUUAUAAAAGGGAUAAGAAGAUGACGGUCAACGGACAUGACGCCGAUAUGCUGUACGAGUAUUUUCAAUCUGAAAAAGCAAAGAAUGACGGUUUUACUUUUACAAUUGAGAAAGAUAAUGAGGAUAGGAUGACACAUUGUUUUUGGGCGGAUGCAACCGCUAGAAAGUCGUACCAAUAUUUUGGGGACGUCGUGGUGUUUGAUACUACGUAUAACACAAACCGUUAUUCUAUGAUUUUCGCACCUAUUUUAGGGGUUAAUCACCAUAGACAGACUACUCUUUUUGGAUGUGCCUUCUUAUGCGAUGAAACAGUCGAGACUUUUGAAUGGCUUUUGAAGGAAUGGUUGAAAGUAAUGCCCGCAGGCCCUCCCAAAAUGAUCAUAACUGAUCAGGAUCUUGCAAUGGCAAAAGCAAUUAGUAUUGUUCUUCCGAAUACGCUUCACAGGUAUUGCAUGUGGCACAUUACGAAUAAGUUUUCCGAACGAAUAAGUGCAUUGGCCUACAAAUAA
Rhododendron vialii is the source of this 1215-nucleotide messenger RNA. Its product is annotated as protein FAR1-RELATED SEQUENCE 5-like. The coding region runs from base 1 to 1215 and encodes 404 amino acids. Lineage: Eukaryota; Viridiplantae; Streptophyta; Magnoliopsida; Ericales; Ericaceae. The record is from RefSeq and is a predicted model, not a curated record. The transcript is spliced from 3 exons.